AUGGUGUCCAGCUGGGAUGAAGGUGUGGUCAAGAAUGAAGUUGAGACACUCCCGCAAAUCUUCUGGGCUGCACACGAAGACUUCGACUUUGUCGGACCAACAAGCUCUUUCGACGAAUGCAUUGACGCAGUUGUAGCAUCCAGCAAACAUCCGUUCUUCAUCAACGACUCAAGGGACAACCCCACUGCCGGCAGAAGUGGCCGAGUACAUGCCAUCAAGCACGGUGACAGAGAUGCCGGGAUCGAGGUUGUACUGCAGGUCGGCAGCAUCCUUGCCAUCCUCACCCAGAUGCGAAAGCCGUAUCAUCACGAGCUCGAUUUCACUGAUCUCAACCUGAAGCCUCGCGAGGCAGACAUCGUGAUUGUCAAGAUUGUUUACCUGGAACCGGAACUGCAGGACAUGGCGGCUGAUUUGGGGCUUGCACUAACUCCAGGAGGAGUUGACCAAGAUCUGAAGAGGCUAGGCCAUCAUCGGAUCCGCAGACCAAUGUCCCCUUUUGAUGAGUUCCAUGGAACCCGGAUCUAA
Messenger RNA from Cladophialophora yegresii CBS 114405, 525 nucleotides. RefSeq lists its product as uncharacterized. Lineage: Eukaryota; Fungi; Ascomycota; Eurotiomycetes; Chaetothyriales; Herpotrichiellaceae. The record is from RefSeq and is a predicted model, not a curated record. Bases 1 to 525 code for a protein of 174 amino acids. The transcript is spliced from 2 exons.